AUGAAUCUCUUCGACUCCUGCCUGGAAAUGAGCGCCGAGCAGGACAAGGGUCUCUCCGACGCGCCCAGCCCGAGCAUGUCCGAGGACUCCGCCGGGUCUCCGUGUCCGUCCGGAUCGGGCUCGGACACCGAGAACAGCCGCCCGGAGGAGCACCUGAGAGCGUUUAAGAAGGACGAGGACGAGCGGUUCCCGGUGUGUAUCAGGGACGCGGUGUCUCAGGUGCUGAAGGGUUAUGACUGGUCUUUAGUGCCCAUGCCUGUGCGGGUGAACGGCGCGCACAAGAGCAAGCCGCGCGUCAAGAGACCCAUGAACGCGUUUAUGGUGUGGGCUCAAGCCGCGCGCAGGAAACUGGCGGAUCAGUAUCCACACCUGCACAACGCCGAGCUCAGCAAGACCCUCGGGAAACUCUGGAGGUUACUGAAUGAGGGCGAGAAGCGUCCGUUCGUGGAGGAGGCCGAGCGUCUGAGGGUCCAGCACAAGAAAGACCACCCCGACUACAAGUACCAGCCCAGACGGAGAAAAUCAGUGAAGACCGGGCAGAGCGAGAGUGAGGACGGCGAGCAGACACACAUCUUCAGAGCCCUGCAGCAGGCCGACUCUCCGGCGUCCAGCACGGGUGAAGUGCACUCUCCAGGAGAACACUCAGGUCAGUCCCAGGGUCCCCCCACACCUCCCACAACCCCCAAAACAGAGCUGCCAUCCAGCAAAGCAGAUCUCAAGCGCGGAGGCCGUCCGCUCCAGGAGGGCAUCGACUUCGGGGCCGUAGACAUCGGCGAGCUGAGCAGUGACGUCAUCUCCAACAUGGAGGCGUUCGACGUCAAUGAGUUUGACCAGUACCUGCCUCCUCACGGACACCCGGGGGUCAGCAGCGGCGCACAGGUGUACUCCGCCGGAGGGGUCUGGAUGUCCAAACAGCAGCAGUCAUCGAUGGCCGGCGGCGAGCAGCGGACGCAGAUCAAGACGGAGCAGCUGAGUCCCAGCCACUACAGCAAGCAGCAGCACGUGGCCUACGGCUCCUUGCACCUGCAGCACUACAGCACCUCCAACCCCUCCAUCAGCCGAGCGGGGUACGACUUCACCCAGCACCAGAGUCCCACCAGCUCCUACUACAGCCAGUACCCUUUCAGCUACGUGAGCCCCGGCCAGAGGCCCAUGUACACCCCUAUCCCCGACACGACAGGCGUCCCGUCCAGUCCACAGCACUGGGAGCAGCAGUCCGUCUACACCCAGCUGUCCAGGCACUGAGGGACUAAGAGGACGUUCUGGGACGCUCGCAGCCCAUUUCGCAAAACCCUGGAAAAGUACUGAAACAAACGGAAUGGCUCCCGACUGUGCCUUUUGAAAUUGUGAUUAUAUUUUUCUAGAUAUAAUAAGACGAGAGAAAUCCUCUGUGAGGACAGAUUCCAGAUAAUUAUUUUAGUAUGUACUGU
Messenger RNA from Carassius carassius (crucian carp), 1430 nucleotides. RefSeq names its product transcription factor Sox-9-like. Gene Ontology annotation, biological process: chondrocyte differentiation; heart development; oligodendrocyte differentiation. The transcript has 3 exons. The coding region runs from base 1 to 1245 and encodes 414 amino acids. Gene Ontology annotation, molecular function: RNA polymerase II cis-regulatory region sequence-specific DNA binding; DNA-binding transcription factor activity, RNA polymerase II-specific. NCBI's taxonomy places the organism in Eukaryota, Metazoa, Chordata, Actinopteri, Cypriniformes, Cyprinidae. The record is from RefSeq and is a predicted model, not a curated record. Gene Ontology annotation, cellular component: nucleus.